Loxodonta africana (African savanna elephant) is the source of this 768-nucleotide messenger RNA. It is a transcript of the gene NPPB, whose product is annotated as natriuretic peptide B. The record is from RefSeq and is a predicted model, not a curated record. Gene Ontology annotation, molecular function: hormone receptor binding; hormone activity. The transcript has 3 exons. Gene Ontology annotation, cellular component: extracellular region; cytoplasm. Gene Ontology annotation, biological process: negative regulation of systemic arterial blood pressure; cGMP biosynthetic process; receptor guanylyl cyclase signaling pathway. The coding region runs from base 110 to 568 and encodes 152 amino acids. NCBI's taxonomy places the organism in Eukaryota, Metazoa, Chordata, Mammalia, Proboscidea, Elephantidae.
CUGCGGUUGCCCAGGAAGCCAGGAGAGCGCCCGUGGACCUCAACAGGUGGGACUGCAACCGGGGCUCUGAGCAGCCACAGCAGCAGUAACCCCCGCCUGGCUCUUCGACAUGGACCAGACCGCGCUGACCCGGGCACUUCUGCUCCUCCUGUUCCUGCACCUGUCGCCUCCGGGAGGUCAUUCCCACCCUCUAGGUGGCCCUGACCUGGACUUGGAACUGCCCGGGUUACAGGACACGGUCUCUGAGGUGCAGACGGAGCCAGUGAUCCUGGAGCCCGUCCAGCAGGGCCGUAGCCCUGUCGAAGCCGGGGAGGCCCAGGAGGUCACGGUCUCUGAGGUGCAGACGGAGCCAGUGAUCCUGGAGCCCCUCCAGCAGGGCCAUGGCCCUGUCGAAGCCGGGGAGGCCCAGGAGGUAUCCCCCAUGGGUGUCCCCCAGCCUCAAAUCCCUGAGGCCCAGGGGAGACUACCCAGCCCCAAGACGAUGAGUGAUUCUGGCUGCUUUGGGGGGAAGAUGGACCGCAUUGGCUUCCACAGCCGCCUGCGUUGCAAUGUGCUGGGGAGCCCUUAAGAGGAAGUCCUGGCCUCAGGCAUCUGCCUCUGAUCCUCCAGCUGGUCUUUCCCCAACCCUGUGAUCCCCUUCAAUGACUCCUAUUUAUUUAUCUUUAUUUAUUCGGUUAUUUUACAAAGAUGGUUUCUUACUUUUGAGCACACAAUUUCCAUGGAGAAAUAAAGUCAACAUUAUAGUGUUAUCUUUUGAAACUAAUUUGU